GUUCUAGGUCUUUUGUAAAUUUAACGGAAGAUAAUUUAUUAAACUGCGUUACACAUGAUAACGCUGAACAUGUAAUUUAUUCUUCAAAUGGCUAAGGCGAGUGUAUAGAAGACUUCUUUACUUAUUAUAUUUAUGAAAGAAAUAAAUCAUUCUUAAAGUUACAGCAGAAUCUAUAACCUGCUUUACAGAAUGAAAAAUGGGUUCACUUAAACACUCGAAAACAAUAGUUGAGGGUAAAAAAUGUUCAAAUUUAAAGUUAGUAAAAAAAUCUCGCAAGCAAAUGCGUAAAGAUCUCAGGAAGCAAAAGAAAAUUAAUAAAGUAAUUCAUUCGAAAAGAAGGAAAGAAUUACGUACACGUGCACAGGCCAUUGGCUUUGAAAAAACUAUUGAAAUUAAUGAUAAUGAAAUAAACAAUGAGAAAAUUGUUGACAAUACGGUAAAUAUAAAAAGAAGUUUCGAAAAAUGUGAAAAAGAAAUUGUAAACCGAAAACUUGAAGGAGUUGAAUGUAAAAAGGAGAAUAAAAAGAAAGAAUUACUUAGGCAUGCCAAUUCAAAGGAAGAUAAAAUAAUUAAAAGAUUAGAAAAGCAAUUAAAAUUAAAUAAGAGAAAAAGAAAGACAAUUCCUAAAUCAUUUGUAGCUGAUGGUUUGGACUAUCUUUUGGAUUUUUGUUUAGAGAAAGAUAGAAAAUGUUUAGUAGAGACAGAAAAGGAACAUUUGGAGAUUGAAUUUAACUUAGAUGAUUUGAAGUCAAAAACAGUUCAAGGAAAUGAAUAUGUAGAUAGUGAAUCAGAUAAUGGUAAUGGAUGUGAAAGUAAAAGUGAAAAUGAAAAUGAGAGUUCCGAUGUUACAGUUGAAGAACAAUUCAAUAACAACAAUGAUUCAGACAAAAUUUCUUGGAUGAAACAAUCCAAGACAAUAAAAAUAAAGUGCACAGAGAUUACAAAAACUAAUAAUAUUAAUAUUAAUAAUGAAGACAUAUGGGAAGAUAUAUAUGGACGAAAGAGAGAUAAAGAAGGUAACAUUAUACAUAAUGAUAAUAGAUAUGUUCCACCAGCUGCCAGAAUUGUUCCGCAUAAUAUAAAUCCAGAUGAUGAAAAAUUGCAUUCAUUAAAAAAGCAAUUAAAAGGUUAUCUGAAUAGAGUGACAGAACAUAAUAUGCACUAUAUAACUAAUCAGAUAGAGGCAAUGUAUAUGACAAACAGUCGUAAUAACAUGAAUUAUGUUUUAUCAGAAUUAACAAUUGAAAGUUUAGUUUCACAUGUAAUUACACCAGACCGUCUUAUUUGUGAGCAUAUGAUGUUAGUGACAAUUUUGCAUGCCAAUAUUGGUGUUGAAAUAGGUGCUAGUUUUUUGGAAAAGCUCAUUAAAAAGUUUAUCGAUAUAAUAGGAAGACCUCAAGAUGUGGAGGACAAAAAAUUGGACAAUGUAGCUCUCAUGCUUUCACAUCUGUACAACUUUAAAGUAUAUGGAUAUAAACUUCUAUAUCAGAUACUUGAUAAACUAAUGAUGAAAUUUACAGAAAAAGAAAUUGAAUUGAUAUUGCUUAUUUUAAAAACUGUAGGAUUUUCAUUGAGGAAAGAUGAUCCAAAUGCUUUGAAGGAAUUUAUACAGAAUUUACAACGAAGAGCUAGUCACGAAAAGGGAGAAAAUUCAAGAAUUAAAUUUAUGCUGGAGAUUUUGUUAGCGAUAAAAAACAAUAAUAUCAACAAAAUACCUCAAUACGAUCCUUCUCAUGUGGAACACUUAAAAAAAGUUAUGAAAAGUAUAAUACGUAGAGGCAACACAAUAAUACAGUUUCAUGUGUCUUUAGAGGAUUUAUUACAUGCUGAUGAAAAUGGAAAAUGGUGGAUCAUAGGCUCAGCUUGGUCUGGUCCAAAUAAUGUGCAUAAUAAAGCUGCUACAAAUGGACAUAGUAAGCUGAAUUUUGAUAAAAAAAUGCUGGAUUUAGCACAGAAACAGAGAAUGAACACAGACACAAGAAGAAACAUUUUCUGUAUCCUUAUGACAGCUGAAGACUAUUUAGAUGCCUUUGAAAAACUUCAUCAACUUGGUUUGAAAGAUCAACAAGAAAGGGAAAUCAUACAUGUUUUAAUGCAUUGUUGCUUGCAAGAAAAUAAGUUCAAUCUUUAUUAUGCGGUAUUAGCUGAAAAAUUGUGCGAAUAUAACAGAAAAUAUCAGCUUACGAUACAAUACACUUUCUGGGAUAAAUUGAAAACACUAGAAAUGUAUGGAAACAAACAAUUAAGUAAUUUGGCACAGUUCUUAACUUAUUUAUUUAUCGAAAAGUGUCUUGCUUUGUCAGUUUUAAAAGUUAUUCAGUUUACGGAACUAGAUAAGCAUACCAUGGAAUUUCUCAGAAAAAUUAUAUUGGAAAUUCUUUUACACGAAAAUGAACAGGCUUGCCUGCAAGUAUUUGAAAGAAUUUCCGUUUCUCCUCAAUUGCAAACUUUUAGGGAAAGUCUUCGUUUAUUUAUAAAUUGUUUCUUGAUAAAAAAUCUAGAUUCGCAUAGUAUAUUAGAUAAACAAAAAAUAAUGUUGAAAAAUAGAGCCGUGUUAGUGGAUAAAGUAUUAAUAUCGCAUGAAUCUAAAACCGUGUUUUAA
Habropoda laboriosa is the source of this 2602-nucleotide messenger RNA. RefSeq names its product nucleolar MIF4G domain-containing protein 1-like. The transcript is spliced from 8 exons. The record is from RefSeq and is a predicted model, not a curated record. Gene Ontology annotation, biological process: ribosomal small subunit biogenesis. The coding region runs from base 197 to 2602 and encodes 801 amino acids. Gene Ontology annotation, molecular function: RNA binding; protein binding. Gene Ontology annotation, cellular component: nucleolus. NCBI's taxonomy places the organism in Eukaryota, Metazoa, Arthropoda, Insecta, Hymenoptera, Apidae.